CAGUAUUUGGUUCCAUUUUUUUCCAUAUAGAUUUGUUGCCCUUUCUAUGUUUCUAAUUUUAAAAUAGAGAUAACAAUGAAAACGGUACGUAGCAAAUCAGUCAACGGUGACGUAAAAUAUUUACAGCAAUAUUGUGCUCCUGCGGUGAACUUUUUUUCUGCAUGCAUACAACUGGCCGAUAACCUUCAUUUGAACUGGGACUUCAUAUGACUGUUUUUUACAAUAAGUAUCAAUCUCGUCAAUGGAUCGUUUCGCGGUCAGUGUUAUUCAUCUACUUACAGUGAUCAAACGAAAUAUAGUGUAGUUAACAAUAGUCUAAAAGUGGAAUUUUUCAGUGCCUGACUGCCUCUCUGUUUCCAGACGAAUUCAGAUUUUUUAUUUUAUUUAUUUCUUCCCCGCUAUACAAUGCCGACAACUGGUACGAUGGGGUACGAGGGAUGGAGUUUGGAAAUGGAAAUGCUCAUCUCUGAUGAAUGGUAUUUGUGGGAAGAUUUCGUGCACUUCGUUCGCUAUCGUUUGGGGCAGCUGUCAUUCACUUAUGAUCGCCGAUCGAUUCGCCAACAUUUGGAUUUACCCAGAUCUCUACGUCAAAUACAUCAACCCUUUCGUCAUGACGUUCGUUUUCCUUCCAAUCAAAUACUGAUCAAUACGAGCUUUGAAAUCGAUCUAUGCAUACGUCGCAUCCUCUCGGCAAUCGAUAUUCCCGACUUUACGGAUUAUUCCAAUUGCUCUAGUGACGCAAUUGCCGUUUACAAUAAAUCAAAAGAGCUGUACUACUAUCAUUUGAACGAACUGUACGAGUUGACCAACUUCUCCGAUAAUUUGCUGGCUGAAAAAGGCGUAUUUAAUCGACAAAGUUUCGAGGAUCGCAACAGUUUAAAGUGGAAAGAACCAACGAAUAACGUUAAUUCAAAAUAAUUUCCAGCGAAAGAAACAAAAAAAAAACUUAAUCAACUGCAUAUUGUUCAAUUUUUCUUUAAAUAAAUGCUUUCAAUUCCAAUCUAAA
Sitodiplosis mosellana (orange wheat blossom midge) is the source of this 1006-nucleotide messenger RNA. RefSeq lists its product as uncharacterized. The record is from RefSeq and is a predicted model, not a curated record. Gene Ontology annotation, molecular function: structural molecule activity. The coding region runs from base 406 to 918 and encodes 170 amino acids. NCBI's taxonomy places the organism in Eukaryota, Metazoa, Arthropoda, Insecta, Diptera, Cecidomyiidae. The transcript is spliced from 2 exons.